Fulvia fulva is the source of this 1158-nucleotide messenger RNA. RefSeq lists its product as uncharacterized. The transcript has a single exon. Lineage: Eukaryota; Fungi; Ascomycota; Dothideomycetes; Mycosphaerellales; Mycosphaerellaceae. Bases 1 to 1158 code for a protein of 385 amino acids. The record is from RefSeq and is a predicted model, not a curated record.
AUGCGAGGCAAUGUGCCACGAAGCAACUUUCCACAUCCGAAUCCCGACCGUGCCGACGGAAUUGCCACAGACUCUUCAAGUCGUCACUAUACGACACAUUCCCACCAUACAUGUACAGCAUCUCGAACUUCACGGCGUAGGGCUCGCUCGCCUUCCAAAGAGCAACUUCAACGCCGCUACGAGGCCUUGAUUGCAGCUCGCAUCGACGUCUCCGAUUACCGUGAGCAGGCCCAGUUGGAACACGAAGAACUGUGCCACGAGCUUGUGGAGAUAUCGCAAUCGCAGGGGGACAUUUUGGACGAAGAAGGCAACGCGGCGCAGUCUCAUGACCCUAAGCGUUUGUUCGACUUGCAAAGAAGUGCGAAGAGAUCUCUUGACACUUACAAUGCUCGCCUGGCCAACAUUCGUCAGCUCCAGCGACACUUGGCUAAAUUAGAACAGACCUUGGCAGAACGCGAUGCUGAUUUUGUCGUUGCUGCGGAGUACUUCGCGAUCUCAAGACCUGUCCGGACGCCUGUAGAGCACAGCCUGACCUCCGCCGAGGUCUUGCACUCAUUAAAAGCCGAUGUGGAAAUCCUUCAAGAGCGACUCGUGGAGCUGGACUACGCCCGUCAUGAGGAUGAGAUUUAUCGCAACUUACUGCUUGACCGGGAUGAAGUACUGUCUGUCGCAGAUGACGACUUCUACAAAGCGUAUUCGACAAAGCGUGAGGUCAUGCAACGAGACCUUGAGCAGGCAGAACGCGCCGUCAUCGAGCAUGAACGAACCGUCGGCACGCAACGGGGACCAGAUCAAUUCCGACACAUCAUUCCAUCUCAAGCACAGAGCAGCUGGUCUGGACAAGGUGGCCAGCAUCUGGAUGCUACCAUUGCUGAAUCUGACUUUGGGCAGCCAGAAUCGACGAAAUCUUGGCCCACGAACUCCUACAUCUUACCCGGAGAUGCAGUAAAACGUUCGUUAAGGCAGUCAAAGGCCCCGAGCUCAGGAAGUCAGGACCGCGUCUAUGACUGGAUCGAUACUGUCAGGGCAUCCCGGGAUGGUCUCGCAGUAACGCGACGGAAUUCCCUCAACGAUCUUCUAACGCUGGACGACCCCAACCGAUCUGGAGCAUUCCAUCUUGUCCAUCAAGUGUCGGUCAAACGACGUCGAUCGUUCUAG